Messenger RNA from Dunckerocampus dactyliophorus (ringed pipefish), 2572 nucleotides. It is a transcript of the gene gatm, whose product is annotated as glycine amidinotransferase (L-arginine:glycine amidinotransferase). The coding region runs from base 86 to 1357 and encodes 423 amino acids. Gene Ontology annotation, molecular function: amidinotransferase activity. Lineage: Eukaryota; Metazoa; Chordata; Actinopteri; Syngnathiformes; Syngnathidae. The record is from RefSeq and is a predicted model, not a curated record. The transcript is spliced from 9 exons. Gene Ontology annotation, cellular component: mitochondrion.
GCGCACAGGCUUCUUCAUUCUAAGAAGGAGCGAGGAGGAUCGCUAUAUCCACCGUUAUACUCACCCUAACCACCACUGGGCUAUCAUGCUGCGAGUGAGGUGCCUCAGAGGAGGGAGCAGGGGGGCCGAGGCUGCCCAUCUGAUCGGAGCCAUGCUGGGCCGUGCAGCAACUGGAUGGGUGCAGAGGGCUUUCCAGAGCACCUCCAGUGCUGCAGCUGCUCAAACACAGCCGGCGGUUGAAGACGACCAUGUUACUGACCCUGCACAGCAUGAGUGUCCUGUUAGCAGCUACAAUGAAUGGGACCCGCUUGAGGAGGUCAUUGUGGGCCGUGCUGAAAAUGCCCGUGUACCUCCCUUCACUGUGGAAGUAAAAGCUAACACAUAUGAGAAGUACUGGUCCUUCUACCAGAAGUACGGGGGCCAAUCUUUUCCUGCGGACCACUUAAAAAAAGCUGUUGCUGAGAUUGAAGAAAUGUGCAAUAUUCUGCGUCAUGAGGGCGUCAACGUGAGGAGGCCAGAGCCUAUUGAUUGGUCCAUGGAAUAUAAAACUCCGGACUUCCAGUCAUCAGGCAUGUAUGCUGCCAUGCCCCGAGAUAUCCUUAUGGUGGUGGGGAAUGAGAUCAUCGAGGCUCCAAUGGCGUGGAGGGCUCGCUUCUUUGAGUACAGAGCAUACCGACCUUUGAUCAAGGAGUAUUUCAAAAAAGGUGCUAAAUGGACCACUGCUCCAAAACCUACUAUGGCUGAUGACCUGUACGACCAGGACUACCCAAUCCGCACAGUGGAGGACAGACACAAGCUGGCCGCGCAGGGUAAAUUUGUGACCACGGAGCAUGAGCCCUGCUUUGACGCCGCUGAUUUUAUCCGUGCUGGGAAGGACCUCUUUGUCCAGAGAAGUCAGGUUACAAACUACAUGGGAAUUGAGUGGAUGCGCCGUCACUUGGCCCCAGAAUACAAGAUCCACAUCAUCUCAUUCAAAGACCCUAAUCCCAUGCACAUUGAUGCUACUUUCAACAUCAUUGGACCAGGGCUGGUACUCUCAAACCCUGAUCGCCCAUGUCGCCAGAUUGACAUGUUCAAGAAGGCCGGCUGGACUGUUGUGAAACCUCCAACACCUCUGAUUCCUGAUGACCACCCUCUCUGGAUGUCAUCCAAAUGGUUGUCUAUGAACGUUCUGAUGCUGGAUGAGAAGCGCGUCAUGGUCGAUGCCAAUGAAGCCACCAUUCACAAAAUGUUUGAGAACCUCGGUAUAAAGACCAUAAAGGUGAACAUUCGCCAUGCCAACUCGCUGGGUGGCGGCUUCCACUGCUGGACAACUGACGUCCGCCGCCGUGGUACACUGCAGUCCUACUUCCACUAGCCUUGCCAGAAACAGGCAGUUUUUAUUGAGCUUUAAAAGAUUAAAGCCUUUAUCCGGAAUUUUAAUUUCACUUCAGAUUUUGGUUCUAUUACCUAGUGUGUCUAACCACGUUAGAUUAACAACCGUGUAUACAUCUUUUAUUUACGACACAAUUGCGUGUGGGUGUCAAAUGAGUGUUGGCGCCAAAGUUGUCCGGAUUGGGUCUUUAUUUCCUUGAUGAACACAAAUGUAUUGUUUGGUUUGACAUUGGUGUGCAUUACAUUGCCUUUGCAGACAGCUUUGUUUUGAUAUACACUAACCCAAUACUUUAUUAGGUACACCUUAAUGUGAUUUCACACAUUGCCUCUCCCUAUACAUAGAUAAUGAUUCUCAAAGCAGUACAGUAACCAAUAUUGAGAAGGGUAUUGAUUUGACCAACUUGUGCUUUUGAGGUUAUAGUUUGUGUUGGUGCUGAUAACCUUAUUGCAAAGUUGAUGCAUUGCGUUGUGUACCUAAUAAAGUGUCCACUAGGUGUAUGUGCUUAGUAGCAACGAAUGAACAUCACAAUCACGUCCCUUCAAUCAAUAAUCUCAAUAUUAACUGCAUUUCUGGCCUGGCUAUUGUUUUUAAUCAUCAUGAGGACAAGGUACAGUUUGGUAUGUGAAUGUCAUCAAACUAGGGCACAGGAGGAAAGGAACUGUCUCCUUUUCAGAAACCACACUUCUGUCUUUUUCCAAAGUAUUUAUAUAUCUUAAGAAAUGUCUUAAAGUUGUUAUGUAGGUCAUUAAACAUGAAUAAUUCCUGUCCACUGGAACAUUACAGUAUUUUGUAAAGAUUUUAAUGGAUUGGACAAAGUUCUAUUUAUAUUUGUCAUUUUUUUCUUUAUUGGAUUUCCCGACAAUUCAUGUUUUUAUAUAUUUACAGUCCAUAUCAAAUAUUAUAUACCUUUUACCUCUGCUGUUUUCUCUUGUUGCAAAACUGGGCCAGUUACGUGCCGCAAGUCAUUCUCACUACUUGGCUGUUUUUGUUUGCACAGCAGAAACGCCUACAGAAUGAGGAGAGAAAUUAGUUAUUUUAUAAUUCCUUUGUUGCGUUUGCAGUAGGAUACAGUAAAAGCGCGUGCAUGUGUUUUUGCCUCCUGAUGUCUGCCGCCGCUGGACGGCAGUUAUGAGGAAAGCAAGUGCCGUUUUGUAAUGUGCAGCAUUAAUAAAUGUAAUUAAAAAGACUUGUUUGUCA